AUGAGAACUGUUCCUUUUGCUGCUUUCAUACUGCUAAAGAGAAGUUGCUACAGCUCUUCAGUCACUCAGAUUCCAGUCUUUCACCAGUGGGAGAGGCAGCCUCUGACUAUCGACGCAACAGGUUGGAACGAGAUCGCCAGUCCAAGGAGUCCAGACGGAGCAAGGAGACGGUUGAACGGGAGACGGGAGAAGACGCUGUUCCGUUUCCAUAGCAACGUCGUGCCGGGAGCCUGUGGCUCGCACCGACCAACUGCGAACACGCAAGCGCACAACAGAGAUAACCAAUCAAUAUUCACCCGUUGUACUUGUUGGUUAUUUGCAUGCACUGUUAUGUUCACUCCUGUACACACUUUGUAA
Gryllus bimaculatus (two-spotted cricket) is the source of this 357-nucleotide messenger RNA. NCBI's taxonomy places the organism in Eukaryota, Metazoa, Arthropoda, Insecta, Orthoptera, Gryllidae. The record is from the annotation of a GenBank genome assembly.